Molecule: messenger RNA, 3183 nt
Organism: Amphibalanus amphitrite
Lineage: Eukaryota; Metazoa; Arthropoda; Thecostraca; Balanomorpha; Balanidae
Product: farnesoate epoxidase-like
Exons: 10
Coding region: 165-1751 (528 amino acids)
Molecular function (GO): monooxygenase activity; oxidoreductase activity, acting on paired donors, with incorporation or reduction of molecular oxygen; iron ion binding
Source: RefSeq, a predicted model, not a curated record
CACGCGGUGAGGGGGACAGGACAGGUUAGGGAGCCCUGGCGCUGAGACGCGGAGGCGAGUGAUUAGUGGGGUCGCGGCGACGGGACCGACGGCGGAUGGGUCACAUCUGGCUCCGGUGAAGCGGAAACUGGAAACGCAGACGGAUCUUUCAAAGACCUUCCACCAUGUUGGAGUGGUUAGCGGCCUGCCUCGUGGUUGUUAUGCUGGCGAUGAUUGUUCGGGAAAUCUUCCGGAAGCCGGCGAACUUUCCACCAGGUCCUCCGGUAGUCCCGCUCCUUGGAAGCUCGGUGGCGAUCAAGCUUGGGUCGACUCUCCCGCAUCUGGUGUUCGAGAGCCUCGGCAAGAUAUACGGAAAAAUCAUUGGCUUCUACCUGUUUGGACAGCCCGUGAUCAUUCUGCGGGACUACGAUCUGAUACACGAAGCAUUCAGCAAGACAGAGUUUUCCGGUCGUGAGCAGACGUUUGUCAUACAAAACCGGUCCUUCUUCAUGGGAAACGGCAUCAUAUUCGGCCAGGGCGGCGGCUGGUCACUGCACCGUCGGUUCGCGCUGCAGCAGCUGCACGACCUGGGUGUCGGCCGGCCACGCUCCGAGCUGCUCGUUCAACUGGAGGUGGACGCACUGGUGCGCCGGCUGACCGCCUCCGGGGGCGACCUGGAGGUCAACACCACCUUCUGCAUGAGCGGCUGCAACGCACUCCUGCAGCUGGUCGCCGGAAAACGGUACGAGCUGGACGAUCCCGUGUUUGCCCAGCUGGUGAACGACACGGACCGAGUGAUGCGCUUGGCCGGUCCGGGUAACAUCCUCUCUCUGCUGCCGUGGGCCCGGCACCUGGCGCCGAGCGCCACCGGCUUCAGGGCCCUCUGCGCCCUGCGCGACACCACCUGCAGUCUGUUCGGGGAGAUUGUCGAGGAGCACCGGCGAACGCUGAACGCCGGGAAACCCAGGGACUAUGUGGACGCGUUCCUGAUUGAAAUGGAGAAGGAGGGCGCUAAGGAGAAGGACUUUACGAAGCAGCACCUGGAGAUCCUGCUGAUGGACCUCUUCCAGGCGGGGAUCGAGACCAUCAACUCGACGCUGUGCUGGGCGGUGCUGCUGCUGGCCCGCCACCCGGAGGUGCAGGCGCGGCUGCACGCCGAGCUGGACGAGCUGCUGGGUGCCAACUCACUGCGCUGGUCCGAUAGACAGAGCCUGCCGUACCUGCAGGCCACCAUCAACGAGGUGCACCGGUUCGGCACAGUGACGAACGUAUCUGUGCCUCACUUCACCUCCUUCCAGCCGGUCGUCUUCAACGAUUACGUGAUUCCGCGCAACAGUCUGAUCCUACCGGACAUUUACCACGUGCACCACGACCCGAGCUACUGGAGCGAGCCGGAGCGGUUCCGACCUGACCGCUUCAUCGACCAGAACGGCCAGCUGGUGCACGAGCCGCGACUGCUCAUGUUCGGCACCGGUCGCCGCUCCUGCCUGGGCGAGUCGCUGGCCCGGAUGGAGGUGUUCCUGUUCGUGGGCGGCCUUCUGCAGGCGUUCCACCUGGAGCUGCCCCCGGACGCGCCGCCGGCCGACCUCAGUCCACAGGCAGGCGUCACGUACAAACCGCGUCCCUUCCGACUGCGGUUCCGACCGCGCCGGCCGGCAGCUCCCGAGCUGAACGUGGCCGCGCUGGCGCUGCGCAGCGAGCAGAACAGCUACUGCAUCAAACGCAGCAGCUUCAGCUCCAAGGUGCACUUCAAGGAGGAGCGAGAGAUCUGAGCCGGCGGCGGCUGGAGUUGCUGCAACAAAUGCUGGUCAUGGAGUUGUAUGCCAAGUUACCCGUUGUGGCUGAAGUCUGGUACACGCCGUGUAUGCGCCUCGUAAGCAGUCGAUACGAAGACGAUCAUUCCGAGAUAAGGACAACUUGUGGGAUCUUGUGUUCUGUGUCGCUCUCUACAAUUAUAGACAUUAGGUCUCGUAGAGGGUGCUAGUGCUACAAGCCUUCGAUAUUUGAAGCUUGACCCGUAUUUGAUCGUACGGACGCACAAGUGUUGAAUUUGUGCAGGAUCUGUGUGUGAGGUUGUCUGCCCACCCUAGGGACCUGAGCCGUCUUGGGAAGGGACGCCAAAGUGCAGUGCAGUGUCGGCCAAGGGCCGUUCGCUUAGUUAUUUCACAUGCGCUGGUCGCAUUGCUAUCCGUUUUUACUUGAACCUUGUAUCGCACUGAUUCCCUUUGAUGAGCUCUUUGUUACGAGUUCAAGACCAAACAUUUAUCAACCAUGCGCUCGAGUAGACUGCAAUCACCAGUGCCGCGCACAAGGUUAUUAUUCAGACUAGCUGAGUCUGCAAAGACAUAGUCCAAGCGGGUCCUUGACUCCAGCAGCCAUUCAGCAGCGCCGCCCCUAUAAUUGCUGAACCCCUGCCGUGUAGUGUCAUACUCGCCCGCCAGGCGGCACCACCACCGAUACCGCGUGACGAUCACGGAACAAAGCCUGUUUGUGACGACUGGCCUGUCUGCGGGACGAGCAGUCGUCGCGCACAAAGGCGCUGUCGGCUCUGACUCGGUGGCCGUGUGACACAGACGGUAGUCUGUUCCAGCGGUGUAACUUUCUAUAUGUAUGGGGGUGCAGGUGCACCCCCAUCCCCUGAAAGUGCACCCCCAUCACGUUAAAGUGCACCCCCAUAGGCUAAGCGGCGCCCCACACGCCGCCCGACACCGAUAAGCUCUUGAUCAAAUGGCGAAUGUGAUUUCCCGGCUACAUUCCGUCUCGUGACCGGCGUCGUGCUGCUUGUGGGCUUGGGAAGCGUCCAGUCGUAUCGUUCCCCCAAAAAAAUGGAUGAAAGGGGCACCCCGGCAAAAACGGGACUUUCUCAGCAAAAGUGGAGCGCCCGAGGCAGAAGUGGGGCACCUCCAGGCUCCAACGUAGGUUGGGAUCGUCAAGCAUAAGACUGGCGCCCCAGCGGAGGAGAGGCGCCCCCAGUAGGAAUGAGGCACCUCAAGCAUAACUUGCGGUUCGCCCAGUAGAAGAGCGCCCUCAGUAGAAUACGGGCGACCCCAGCAGAAACGGGCGCCUCACCAGAAGAAGGGCACCCCAGCGCUAGAAGAGCACCCCAGCAGAAAGGGGCGCCCCACCAGAAGAGAGCUGUCUCCAACAGAAAAGGAGCGCCCUCAGCACAAGAAGGGCUCCCCAACAGAAAGGGGGCGCCCCAGC